Molecule: messenger RNA, 1019 nt
Organism: Bombus pascuorum
Lineage: Eukaryota; Metazoa; Arthropoda; Insecta; Hymenoptera; Apidae
Product: flavin reductase (NADPH)
Exons: 5
Coding region: 65-670 (201 amino acids)
Source: RefSeq, a predicted model, not a curated record
CGCUUAUGAGUACUUGAAGUGAAUAACGAAUUUUCAGUAGCUAUCUGAUAGCAGUUGUAUCGCCAUGAAUCGAAUAGUGAUAUUUGGAGCUACAGGAAAUACCGGACUAUGUGCUUUAAAUAGCGCUGUAAAUAAGGGAUUAAAUAUAAGAGCAUUUGUAAGAGAUGAAAGCAAAGUACCAACAAAUUUAAAAGAUAAAAUUGAAAUAGUUGUUGGAGAUGUUACUAAUGCAGAACAAGUUUCAAAUGCAAUAUCUAAUAGGGAUGCAGUGGUUGUUGUGCUUGGCACACGAGAUGAUUUAGGUCCAACUACAGUAUUGUCCAAUGGUAUGAAAAAUAUAAUAGAUGCUAUGAAAGUACACAAUGUAGAAAUAGUAUCUGUUUGUUUAUCUGCAUUUUUGUUUUACAAACCUGAAGCAGUGCCUAAUAUAUUUAAAGAUGUAAAUGCAGAUCACCAGCGAAUGUUUGACCUUAUUAAAGAAAGUAAAUUAAAAUGGAUUGCAAUAUUACCACCCCAUUUUACAAAUGUACAAAGAUCAAAAUAUGUAGUAAAGCAUGAUGAGUCUCCUGGUCGGACUAUUUCCAAACAUGAUUUAGGAGAUUUUCUUAUUGAAAGUCUUCAACAACCAGAACAUUAUCAAAAAGUUUGUGGUAUUGCUAACAUUGCAUAAUAUAACAAAAAGUACAUUUUGUAAUGUGGUCAGAAUUAAAAAAUAUUUUGGAGAAUAUUUUCAGCCUUUAAUCAUAUAAAAAAAUAAAUAGGUAAUAUGAAAAGGCAUCUUCUAAUUUGUACAAAAUGUAUUACAUUGGAAGUAUGCAGCUAUUGAAAAAUAUUUGUGAUUUUAAAUAUCUAUUGGAAUGGUUAUAAUUUUUUGUAAAAUAUGAGGAUGUGUGCAUGAGAAGUGUUUCUGUAUUUAAAAGCAAUUAAAAAAAUAAUUUUUUAGAUAAAUAAAUAAAUAAUAUACAUUUGUGGAAUAUAAAAGAAUCUUGAAAAAAAUAAAACUGUUACUGUGAUGAUAA